Molecule: messenger RNA, 1935 nt
Organism: Cryptomeria japonica (Japanese cedar)
Lineage: Eukaryota; Viridiplantae; Streptophyta; Pinopsida; Cupressales; Cupressaceae
Product: 3-ketoacyl-CoA synthase 12
Exons: 3
Coding region: 40-1542 (500 amino acids)
Biological process (GO): fatty acid biosynthetic process
Cellular component (GO): membrane
Molecular function (GO): acyltransferase activity, transferring groups other than amino-acyl groups
Source: RefSeq, a predicted model, not a curated record
GUCGACCCAUUUUCUGUAAGGAAUUUUUCAUUGCAAAAAAUGAAGCUUUUUGCCAAAGUUUAUCUUCCCACAAGCAUUUUCAGUGUGUUUCUGUCAUGGGGAUUAUUUUCAGUAGCUUCUGCAUAUCCUUAUAAUCAUCCGAGAUCUGGAGAAAAUGAAAUGGGCAGUAAGUGGGUAUUGCGCAUUCUAGCAGGAGUGAUAAUAGUGAUUUGGGUGAUCCGCCAUUUUUGGAGGCAGAAUGAAUGUUACCUGGUAGAAUAUUGCUGUUUCAAGCCGCUCGAAGAGAGGAAAAUGCAUACUGAUCUCUGUGAGUAUUUCGUUCGAAGGCAUGAUAAUCUCAAGGAGGAUGAUGUUAAAUUUCAGCUAAAAGUCCUGCUAAAAUCUGGUCUGGGAGAAGAAACAUAUGGCCCGGCAUUCAUGUUCAAAGAAGACUAUUUACCCUCUAUCAAAGAGGGGAGAUUAGAAUUCGAUGAAAAUUCCACUCAGACAUUGGAUGCGCUGUUUGAAAAAACGGGCAUUUCCCCCUCUGAGAUCGACAUACUAGUGGUGAACAUUUCAUGUUUUUCUCCUUCCCCAUCACUGGCGGCGAGUAUAAUAAACCAUUAUAAGAUGAGGGAGGAUAUAAAGGUGUAUAAUUUGGCGGGCAUGGGUUGUAGUGCCAGUUUGAUAGCUGUUGAUCUGGCAAAAGAUCUGCUGAGAGUACAUGAGAAUUCAUUUGCUGUGGUGUUCAGUUCGGAGAGUGUUUCACAGAGCUGGUAUGCAGGAAACGAACGCUCCAUGAUGGUCACCAACUGCCUCUUCAGGGUCGGUGGCUGUGCUCUCCUCCUCACCAACAAGCCUGCAUUUAGGAACUCUGCUAAGCUGAAACUGGUCCACACAGUGAGAACCCAUAUAGGUGCCAACUCAGACGGUUACCUCUGUGUACAACAGCGUGAGGAUGAUGAUGGGAUUACCGGCUACUCCCUCAGCAACCGUCUGAUUGACUCUGCAACAGAAGCACUGAAGAAGAACAUCACAACCUUAGGCCCCAAGGUUCUGCCUAUCACUGAACAGCUAAAAUAUGUUUACAAUAUCCUCUGGAAGAAGAAAAAAUCAGAUAAACCAUAUGUGCCAAAUUUCAAGAAAGCCUUUGAGCAUUUCUGCAUCCAUCCUGGCGGUCCAGUCAUCGUUGAUGGCGUGGGCAAGAGCCUCAAUCUCAAUGAGUAUGAUGUGGAGCCUUCGCGGAUGACGUUGCACAGGUUUGGGAACACAUCAGCAAGUUGCCUGUGGUAUGUGCUUGCUUACAUGGAGGCCAAAGGGAGGUUGAAGAAAGGGGAUAGUGUUUGGAUGAUUGGGUUUGGAUCAGGGUUUAAGUGUAAUAGUGGGGUUUGGAAGGUGGUUAGAGACUUGGAAUUGGAUGAGGGUAAAAAGAAUGAUGAUGGUAAGGAUAAUAAGAAGUAUUAUGGUAAUGUUUGGAAGGAGUGUAUUUGGAGAUAUCCACCAUCUUUUAUUGCUAAUCCUUUUGAACAGUUAUAUAGGAAAAGGAUGCUUAAAGAUAAAUGAUUAGUUCAGUGGAUGAGAUGGGAAGGGUUUGUAAAUUUUCAAAUAAGAAAAUGCUAGGGGUCAUUAGAUCAAAUGCUGGCCAUUUAUUAUAAUUUUAACAGAUAGGUUUGUGAACUUUGAAAUAAGAAAAUGGCAGGGAUGAUCUAAUCAAAUGUUAGUCGUGGAUUAUAAUUCCAACAAAUAGUCAGUACGGAGUUUUCUUUAUUGUAAAAUUUUUGGAUCUUCAAGUUUUAUUAUAAGAAGAUUAUAUAGGAUUAGGUGUAUUAAUGAAGUCCAUAGAGAAUUAGAGUUCUUGUUGGAAUCUCUCUUUGUAUUCUUACAAACUCUUCUAGAAACUCUUGUUGAGAUCUCUGUUUGUAUUCUUUCAAACUCUUUUUAAUUAUUCAGCUUUUC